AUGGGUUCAUUUUUUAUUUUCCUGCUUCUAUGUUUUGCUCCAACAUUUUCAAUAAAGCAAAUUGUGACUGAAGAAGCGUAUCCAAUAAAUGGAGUUUGUAAAGCGAAACAUUAUAAUAUAUCAGAUCCCAAGACUUGUCUGCAUUUGCUGGAAACAAAUUCAUCUUUUGAAAUAUCUUACUAUAAUUCAACCAGUUCUGAAUGUUGUCUAUCAAAUUAUCAAUAUAUUUUUGCAACAAAAAAAUCAGACAAUUGUGAUUUCACAAGUUUUCGAAUUGAUAUAAAUGAUACUUGUCCAGUUGUUGAAAAACCAUGGGCAUUAGAAACUAUGAAUCGAGCUGGAAAUGAGAAAUUUGUGAUAACUUAUAAUGAAUCUACUCAAAUUAUGAAUGUUACAGGUGAGAAAUAGAGGUUAUGUUCUCGUUAAAUUUUUCAAACAGAUCCAAAUUGCAAUGGGACAGUCGCAAUAAUAAAUGGAACUAGUUAUUGUUAUCUCUUCCUAUGGGCUUACUGUGGGUACUUACCAUGUGGUUUAUCUAAAGUUGGUUUUGAUCCACAUUAUCAAGGUACGAUUGAGAAUUUAGAGCAGAAAGAAACAAUUUUCUUCAGGAAAAGGAUACAUUGCUAGUAAUCCAUUCGAUCUUCGUCUCACAAGACUACGAUUCCAGAAUCUCUUGAGAUCAGAGAACAACACAUUAGGAAUGUUGAUUAUGGAUGGCAAAAGAAAUGAAAAUUGUCAACGGGCUGAUAAAAUAGGCCUUCCGGAAUGCAAAUUUCCGAAUGGUUUUGAUUUUGUUCACAAAGAAAACCCGAUGUUGAAUUCAUAUGCAUUCGUGGAUCAACCAUCGAUUGCAACAAAUAAAUUGUGUGUUGCAAUGUUUUUGAAUUUGAAUGAUCCAGAUAUGGAUAUGAAGAUGGAUUAUGUUAGGUUAGUUGGAACACUUGCAAAUUUCCACAUGUUUUCUGAUUCUUCCAGAUGUGAUUACUAUUGGGAAGGUGAUUAUUGGGGUAAAAUGGCAAUUGGUUAUAUUCCAAACAAUGUUCAAAUACCUGCUUUUACAAAGGCUGAAUAUGAUAUUCAAAGUGAUUUUUGA
Molecule: messenger RNA, 1093 nt
Organism: Caenorhabditis angaria
Lineage: Eukaryota; Metazoa; Nematoda; Chromadorea; Rhabditida; Rhabditidae
Source: the annotation of a GenBank genome assembly